Messenger RNA from Neomonachus schauinslandi (Hawaiian monk seal), 543 nucleotides. Its product is annotated as beta-lactoglobulin-2-like. The record is from RefSeq and is a predicted model, not a curated record. NCBI's taxonomy places the organism in Eukaryota, Metazoa, Chordata, Mammalia, Carnivora, Phocidae. The transcript has 6 exons. Gene Ontology annotation, molecular function: small molecule binding. The coding region runs from base 1 to 543 and encodes 180 amino acids.
AUGAAGUGCCUCCUGCUCGCCCUGGGCCUGGCCCUCGUGUGUGGCAUCCAGGCCAUCGUCGUCCCCCGGACCAUGGAGAACCUGGACCUCCAGAAGGUGGCUGGGACGUGGCACUCCAUGGCCAUGGCGGCCAGCGACAUCUCCCUCCUGGACGCCGAGACCGCCCCCCUGAGGGUGUACGUCCAGGAGCUGAGACCCACCCCCGAGGACAACCUAGAGAUCAUUCUGCGCAAAUGGGAAGGCAACAGGUGUGUUGAGAAGAAGGUCUUUGCAGAGAAAACUGAGCAUGCAGCCAAGUUCAACAUCAACUAUCUGGAGAAGAACAAGGUCUUCGUGCUCGACACAGACUACAAGAACUACCUGUUCUUCUGCGUGGAGAACACGGACGCGCCCGAGCAGAGACUGAUGUGCCAGCACCUGGCCAAGACCCUGAAGGUCGACAACCAGGUCAUGGAGAAAUUCAACAGAGCCCUCGAGACUCUGCCCGUGCACAUGCGGAUCAUCCUGGACCUGACCCAGGGCAAGGAGCAGUGCCGCGUCUAG